AUGCAGUACGUUCGUGAGUACCAGUACUGGUUCGUGACCAAGAAGGAGGACCGCCUGGUGGCGUUCGGGAAGGUCCAGGUAUCCCCAGAUGUCAGCAGUCGCGCCGCCGCCGUCGUCGAGGUGUCGAUACUCUCGCAGGUAGUGCUGCUGGUCCGGAUGCCCCUUCAGCAACAGCUGCGCCAGGCGGUGCGUCGCCCAUCCCAUGAAGUGGACUUCGGAGGCGAGGCUCCACUCGGCGUUGAUUCCCUGCUCUCGGUGGGCGGCCGCGGGCUCCCUGCCGGGGGGCCCUCGGGCAGGGCGCUGCCAGAGGGCAGGAGCGGCCUGCAGUCCACACGGAACCACCUGCAGUGGCUUAUGAGGAGUGGGGCUGGGACGGAAGCGGCGAGCGACGCCCGCGAGCGGAUGGCGGCACGGUGCGCCGUCCUCGCGACGCUGGCCGCGGUGGCAGGCCCGACGGGGUGCUUGGCUGCAGGUCGGCCACAGUGCGCUGCGUCUGCCUCCGGCGUGCAUUUCCAGAGCUCGAGCGAUUCGGUGUACACCGGCCUGCAGGCGAGGGUGCACUUCAGCAAGUGGGGCGACGGUUGCUUCGGCAGGCGGGGCAACGUCAGGGGCCAGGACCUCUCCCCGGCGGGCGAGCUGAUCUCCCAACAGCUCUCCGCCACGGGCUCCCGCGCGGACCAGAGGAGUGAGGACUGGUGCGCGGCCUUCUUCGGAAUCCGAAAGGACCCCUUCCUGGAGGGAGUCUUCUCCAGCAUUAAGAACCUGAGCGACGGCGCAGUGGAGCUCGUGUUCGCGGAGAGCGCACGCAACAAGACGAUCUUGAAGGUGCGCGCGCCGAGGCGAUGCUGCCUUGAGCUUCAGGGGCGUGAGGGCCCUGGUGCAGCGGACGGCAUACCGAGCCAACGGUCUGGCUGGAGAGUCGGAACUGCGGGUCGAGUUCGAGAGCUGGAAGGAUUGGACAAGCCGUGCUUUCAAGACUGCGCCUCCCUGGUCAAUGCGAGCGGGGCAGUGUUGAUUCUGAUGGUGUAUCGCGAUAGGGCGCUGUCUGAGGAUAGCUCGUCGUUGGCCGCGUUCUUGGACGGCGUCGCGAGGUCAGACUUGACGCAGGUGCACAAGGCCGGGUUCGAUGCCAGCAGUACAGACCAGGGCGACCAUAUGGCCGCUUAUUUCCCAACAGACCCAUUGGGUGCAUCAGGGUGCCACGACAUAGUGCACAUUGUUCAGCUGAAGCCGGUGCCAUCCGCAAGCAUACCGGCUGAGUUCUGCGGGUCGUUGGCGCAGACGUUGUCCGAUAUUCCACCGCCCAAGAUCGAGCAGAUUCUGUUGUCUACGAGGAUACAGAGUUUCCCUCAGGUCGGGCAUUAUUCGUUGCAGGAGAUCAGGAGCCGCUGGUAUUUAUUCUUCACGAUCCUCGCGCUGGUGAACAUAGGGUUACUUCAGUUAUUUUUUCUUCUAGAAUGGAGGAAGCGUCGUCUCGCGUUACGGCACGAGCAGUAUUCCACUUCUGGUCGGCAGACUCUCAAGGUUUAG
Molecule: messenger RNA, 1530 nt
Organism: Prorocentrum cordatum
Lineage: Eukaryota; Dinophyceae; Prorocentrales; Prorocentraceae
Source: the annotation of a GenBank genome assembly